Messenger RNA from Peronospora belbahrii, 462 nucleotides. The record is from the annotation of a GenBank genome assembly. Lineage: Eukaryota; Oomycota; Peronosporomycetes; Peronosporales; Peronosporaceae.
AUGUUACUCUUUGAGAAAGCAUCACGACCAGCGGUUACAAGUGGUCAUAAGCGUAAAAUCGUGCUAUCCGACGACUGUCGCGAGAAACAACGUGCACGGUAUUGUUCCUGGACAGAAUUAGAAUAUGAAAUGGUGCUCGAGGAAGCGACGUUAUUACGUGAAGAACUUGGACUUUUACUCUUUGUAGCACUGGAUUUAUCCAAAGACCUUGGUUGUGAUACUACAUGUGUUCAAGUGUAUUUAACAACACUGGAACAAAUACGAGAUGGAAUGGUAUCAUCCCAGGCACUGACUGUUCCACAGAUUCGUGCAAUGUGUCAACAAAUGUUGACAAUGAUGCAAUAUCUUUGUCGAGUUCAUGACAAUCAAUUUGCAUUGAUUGAGAUGCAAGAGGAAUUACGGGCAUGUCGGAAUCGCUUUCUGCUUUUUAUUUGCAAGAAUGCUGCAAUGAUUGGACUCUGA